GCUGGAGAUUCUAUGUUCUGCUCUAGAACGCGCACUCUAUAGUUCGAAGCUGAAAGUUCAUUUGAAAGAUUUGAAAUAUGAGGUAGAGGUGUAAAGGCUUGAGGUGGGCCGAUUUGCGAUGUUAAUUCUAACAAUGUAUUAAGUUUCAGACAAUGUGAAUUUAGAUGCGGUCAGGUGUCGGAUUAGAUGCCAGUUGUAACUUCACUCUGUAGUAGGCAAUUCUUCUCAUUAAUGUAGUCUUUAAUCGUGACAAUUUGCGAAGUUAUUGUGAAUACAUACGCCAUGGCUGUCAUCCCAAAUCAGGAUUACUGGUGUGCACUAACUGCUAGAGAUUUUACGGUCUUUAGUAGUGGCAAAGUACAAAUGUUGUUAGCAUCGGAAAUGGAUGAAAAAAAUGCAGUCAAGAUAUUGAAACAUUUGACACAAACUGUUACGCAAGGAGUUAGUGAAGGAUUUCAUUAUGAUGACAAUGUUCUAGUAUCAGUCAAACACCUUCUGGAAUACAUUAAGACUCAGUCAUCUAGUGUUGAUUCUUCCAUUCUUUCAUGUGUAUAUUAUGUUUCCAAAUACUUUUUGAAGAGGGGUGAAGUUCGAAUGGUAUUGGAAUUAAAACCAUUCAUGAAAGAUCUUAAAAUGGAAAUAACAGAAGAUGUUUUAAAAGUUUAUUAUGGCUUUUUUUAUGAAUUAUUCAUGUUUUUGAAACAGCGAAAUAAAACUUUGUGCAUGAAUACUAUAUUGAAGAUUCGUUAUGACUAUCUGGAUGUUCUUUCUUGUUGUAACAUUAAGUACUUGGAUGUAUUGCUAUUGGAAGCUAAUCAUUUUGUGUAUGGCGAGGAAACUAUAAAUCAGGCUCAAUGUCUGGAAUAUGGAAUACAUUUUUUGAAAGUAGCCAAAUGUAUCAUUAGAGAAUGUACAGUGGUUGAGAAUUGUGAAAAGAUUUGCGGAAAUUAUACUCGAUUUGUGACAAGUCUUCUAAAUAACAUCCUUGUUAGCAAAAAUGGUGGUUUGCUGGCAGAGGUUUUGAAUGAUGUGGAGGUUUUUGAGACUUCAGAUGAAAGUUACAAUAAAAUUAUAUCCUUUUUUGUUAGAGGCGUGAAAGCAAUAUUAGAUGCCAAUCUGCCUGUUGAUAUGAUUCAACAACAGACAUCUGCAUUGCAGCAUCUAAUACAGGAGGAAUCAGUUUCUGUUCUUAUCUUGCAUUUGCAUCGAUUUGCAAGUGUCUUGACUUCUGCGCAAGGAUAUUGGCUCAGCUCAAGAACAGAAGCUUUGUCAGUAGAGGAAUUUAUGACCAUAUCUGAGUUAGCUAUCCUUUUGUCUUCCUAUUUAAAAGAUUAUAUACAAAAUAAACAACCUGCAAUUGAACCAGCUUUUGUGGCGUCACUGUCUUUAAAAGUCAUUGUCAAUAUAAUUUCAUUAGGAAUAAAUAUUAUUCUUGGAGUUAAUAAUAUUAAGGAUAAGGAACCUAGUGCUGAUGUUUAUAAAGUAUUGAAACAGUUGAGUGCAGUUCAAGCAUACUCCUACGAAUUGCUUGCUGUGAUUCAUAGUAUUGAUGAUAAUAUUUGGAAAAAUUUAUGGAAAAUGCUUGCUGUGAAAUCAGUGAAGUUGGCUUCAGUUCUUGAAUAUAGAGGAUGCAUUAAACAUGCCAGUGAAUUUUAUGAACAGUUUUGGUGUGGAUUUUUUGCAUUAGAACCUUUAUUAGACAUUCAAGAAGGAAUUAUUACACCAGAGGAUUGUGUUUAUAAUGCUCUGAAGGGCCAUACUCAGUGUCUUAUUCAUCAAUCUAAAUAUGAAGAAGCAUUGAUUUCUAUAGGAAUCACGGUGUUACUUUCUCCAAAUUACUGUGCAGGACUUCAAAGGACAUGGGUUUCAACAAAACAGGCAUCUCUCUCAAAAAAAAAUAUUAAUUUACAGAAUUUCCUGAUAACCAAUAUCUUCAUAGAACAAAAACUUACAAUGGCAUUUCCCAAUGCUUUUGCGAAGCUUUGUGUUAAAAAUGACAGUGACACCUCAUUUCGCUUGUUAUAUUGGGAGUUGUCGUCAUACACCUUGAACAGGUCAGAGAUGCACGAUGCAAUUUGUAAUGUAGGAACUCAGCUAAUGGAUUCUCAGGUUGAUCCAGUUUGCUAUGUUGAAGGUAUUACACUUUUUUUGAGCAAUACAUGGAUGAAAUAUGAUGUAUUAGCAACACAGUUUUCUGUGGCAUAUGAAAAAGCAGUGAUGUUAGGACAGUUAAAACUGAAGAAAAUUUCCAAAAAUCAUAAAUGGUAUCUUUUAACCUUAUUGGGAAACCUUAAUUAUUAUUCCUUUUUUGCCCAAAUUACAGCAUUGCGGAAAAAGCUGCAGAAUGAUGUAGCAGAUAAGAAAGAUAUGUUUUGUAGUAAAGUGAACCGGAAUUUAAUGAAAGGGUUCAUUGAUCCUUCAGAAGCAGAAAUGAAAAGUAAUAUCUUUACCACAUAUUCAGACUUAAAUGUGGAAAAGGAACAGCAGAUUCUGGACAAACUUGUUCAAGCACUUGAAUCUUGGAGAAGUGUUACUAAAUGUGAAGAAAUGGAAAUUCAGCCUCUCCAAAAUAAAUAUGAUGAUCUUCUGAUAAAUGUUAAAACUACUGCACAAGCCUUUGCUCUUUAUGGAUAUCCUGUGUAUUCUCUGAGAGCUUGGGUGAUCUACUACAAACUUUGUAAACAUUCAGGACUUUGUGCAGCUUCUCUUUAUGGACUAAGUCAAUUACUGAAAUUCAGCUGUAACACAGAUGAUUUCAAGUUGUGGAAAGAAGCUGAUAAACUUGAAGAUCAAGUUCAAAAGAACAUUGACUCCAAAGGAAAAGAGAUGUUAUUUUCUUACUAUCUCACAAAAAGCAGAUGCUGCUUAUUGAAUAACGAAUAUGACAUUGGCUGGCAGUAUUUGCAGAAAGUGAAUGAAAGCUCCAAUUCCAGUUCAUUUGGACUACAGUUGAUUUUUGCCCAGAAAUAUCUUUUAGUCAGCAAGUACUACACACAUCAAGUUGACUUCAAAGAAUUGCCAGAAAAGUUUGAGGACAGUAAUGCUUUUGUGGCUACAAUCAAAGCAUUGAAAAUUCUCAAAACGUUAUAUACCAUCGGCAAAAUAGAGAGCCUUUUUGAGAAUUGCAGUCUUCAUUUAAUGAUGAUGGAGGCUGCAGAAUGGACAGCAAAUUUGUGCUUGGGAAUGAAAUUGUAUCGUGAUGGAUAUGCACAUCUAAAAACGUAUUUGACUUGUGCUCAAAUAUUGGGGCUUGCUUCUAGGUGCUCACUGCUUGUGUCCAAGCUUGCUCAGUUUGACCUAUUAUGCCAGGAACUUGAAAAUGCAGAAGUAAAAGUUUAUGGUUUGGAAGCAAUCCUUUGCCUGAGGAAAACAUGUCCUUCUAUUGAUAAGAUUGAAAAACAACCUUCUUGUGAAAAAUUGAAAGAAAUUUCAGACACAUUAUCUUUGGAUAGUGAAAUUGCAAGAAUGAAAUUAUUAGAUGUCCCUUCACCAGUUCCAACUAAUCUUAUGGGCUCUCCUGAGCUCGUGAAAUCCCCUUUUAAAAUGCCAUUUAUUUUGAGACAUAAGGGAAACUGUAAAUGUUUGUACUGUCAUAGCUUACUCCUGCAGACAUCGCUUGCAGAACUAGCUUUAAUAAAGGCACAACUUCAUGUUUUGAAGGGGGAAAAUAAUCUAGCCUUGUCAUAUUUCAAAGGUGGCAUGAAUCUUUGUGAAAGACUAAAAGACAUGCAGGAGAAAAUUGUUAAUAAUCUUAGCGUAACUAUUCUUGGAAAGGUUUCAAAUUCUUAUUUUUCCCUUUCUGAUCCCUUUCUUUCAGCCCAUUCUAAAUUAUCCUUGGCUUAUGGGGAGUUUUUGUUCUUGACUCGCCAUUAUGAGUUAGUUCAACAUAUGACUACCUAUUCUCUUGAAAGUUUGCUUCAGUCACAGGAGUGCAAUCUUCAUGUUGCUUUGGAUAUGAUUGAUAAGACUCAAGUGUUGUUUAAUGAGAUGAAUAAAACUCCAAAUGAUCAGCUAGAUACAGAUGAUGAGAAAGAAAAUCAGGCAUUGAAUGGAGACCCUGACUCUCUCUCUCCAAAAAUAAUGAAAACACCAAAAUCUUACAGAGACUGUUUGGUAAAUGCACCAGGAUUAAAUAGAAAUGAAGAUCAUUUGCAUCUUUCAAAAGCAUUGUCUCCUUCUGUGGUUUUAAAACUAGAUGCAAAGUUAAAAUCUGCUGAAACUGAAAAUGGACAAAAGAACCUCAGAAACAAAGGGAGGAAAAAAAUUGUAGCUUGCAUCAAUUUCAAUGAUUCCAGUGUUAAUGAUUGUAUCCUUGAAACGGUUGAAAAAGGAAACUCAUUUGAAAGUGGAUCAAAUUUAAAUUUCUCUCCUUCAUCAAAUCAGUUAUGUCCACAAAAAGAACAGGAAAUUGAAAUAAUUUCUGAAAGAAUAGAAAACAUUGCAAUUUGUACUUCCCAAGAUUCAGCUCACAAAACACAAAAUGCAGGAAGAGGAUCUUCAAAAACAUUCAGUAUUAAUUUUAGUGAAGAAAGAGAAACAAGUCACUCUACUCGAAACUUAAAAUCUAAACAUUCAAAAAAGCUAAAUCAUAUUUCAGAAUUAGAAAACAAUGAUUGUAAUUUGUUGCCAAAGACAAACAGAAAACAUUUUAAAUCUCCAUUAAUGGACACAAGUGAAAGAAAUGGCUCAUCUAAUACUGAAUUAUCACCAGUAACUUAUAAAUCUUUGAAGCCGGUGAACAACUCCAAAAUGAAGGGAGAAAGUACAAACGAAAUGUCAAAUGAUAAGGCAAAAGGUAAAACCAAACCAAAAGUGAUAAUUUACACAGAUUCAUCAGAUGCUGAAUUUGUGUCUCCAGACACUUCAGUUAUACCAUCUCAGAAUACCCUAAAGGAUUUAAAUUUACAGAGUGAAUGUGAAGUGACAUCUGAAAGGGAGGAAAAGAUGGUGACUCCAAGGAAAACCAGAUAUAGAUCAACUAAGGAAAAUUCUUUGAUGGGAGACAAUACUGCAAAAAAUACCCAGAAGUCUUCCCAAAAAAAGAUUUCAAAAGUAACCAAGAACAGUCGCAAAGUACCUGUAAUCACUCAGAAGUCUGAGUCAGAUAAUUCUCCAGAAGAUGUAUGUAUAAAAGUUCACAAUGGUAAUUGUUUGCCUCUUGAUGAAGAUGAGCUCACACGUUCUUCCUCACCUGAAUGCAUCUUUAUAUCUCCUGAAAGAAAACCGGCAUUAAGAAAAUAUGAAAGACGAAUAGCUGUUCCAUUAGAAACAGCUGAUAGUAAACACACUUCUGCCGAUGACAAAACUGUGACAUAUUCAUCAGUUAAAAAGGGAGUCACUCGAAAGAAAAGAAACCCUUAUGUACUCUGAUUUGUUGUGGACCUUGGUAUUGUAAUUUGUGUUUUAUGAAUGUUAGUUAUUCAUGUUCGUUGCAUCUGUUGUGUAAAGUUUACUGUUGAAUGUGUCAUCAUUAAUGAUGUUUGAAUGUCAUUUGAUGUUUUUCUUCCUUGUUGUACGUAUAUUCCUAUGAAUGUAAAAGCACAUGCUACAGUGUCUGGUAUUUUAGUGUUCCAUGAUGGGAUUUUGUUUUUGUUUCAUUUGGAAUUAUAUCUAUCCAUUUUGAAGUGAGACAAAAUGUGAUUCAAUCUAAAACCAAGAAAAUAACAUGGCCCUAUUUUCUUAAAAAAAUUAUGGGAGUAUGAUGUUUUUACUGUUUACCAUACUUAUGAAUAAAAAAAUAUGGGAAUUGUAUUAAUGUAAUAUUUUGUGUAAACCAAAGAAUAAAAAAAUAUUUUAGAAAUAA
Messenger RNA from Gryllus bimaculatus (two-spotted cricket), 5803 nucleotides. Lineage: Eukaryota; Metazoa; Arthropoda; Insecta; Orthoptera; Gryllidae. The record is from the annotation of a GenBank genome assembly.